AUGAAGAAACUGCUUGUUUUGAUUUUGCUCGCAAAUUGCAUCGACACCCAUCCCCGAAGACAUCAGCGUCGCGAAGUUGCUCGGAAUUCAGAUGAAUCUAAAGCAACAGAAGCCAGCUGCGAAACGCAGUGCGACGCGCAGUGGAAAGACGAUUUUCAAGUGCUCCAUGGAAAGCCCUUCGAUCUCAACUUUUUUGAUGUACCCCUCGAUUUGACCGUCAUUUCAUCGCGCAAAGAACUGACAAGCUUUUGCGGAAUUACCACCCAGAAAUCAAGUUGUUACAAGAAUGAAUGCGGACAUCGCAAGCUCGAGUGGACACCCGAACGCCACAUCUGCGAGUUGCACUACCAAGAGUUCAAGAAUUCGAUCAACUGCUUGAGCAAGACAAAAGAAAUCGUGCAUAAGGAAUGCUCGACUGUCUGCGAUCGGGUAGUGCAACAGCGGAUAUCACCUGCGGAGCGGAAAUUUUUGGAGCAGCGAAAGCUAUCGCGGGAGGGAUUGCGGGAGUUUGAGCGUCAAAACGGGAUCUGCACGUUUGUAUCUUGCCACAACAUGUGCCAUGAAAAAGUUGUGUUACACAAAUGUGAGCCGGCUGAGAAGCAUAAGACGGUGAAAUUGAUUAACGCCUACUACCAGGAAUAUAUGAGAAAGGAGUUUGAAAUUUUUGCGCUGCCGGAUCAUCAAGUAUUAUUUUCAUCGUUCUGCCGUAGGAUUACACCGGAUGAAGAUGAGAAUGAAUUCGUACCCGGAAAUGGUGCAUACAACAACCGCACUCUUAGUCGGAUCAGUAACGCUGUCCGACAAGUUGUGGAAUUUAUGGAAGAACAGGAGCAGCAAGAAAGCGAAGAGGAG
This is a messenger RNA of Mesorhabditis spiculigera, 852 nucleotides long. The record is from the annotation of a GenBank genome assembly. Lineage: Eukaryota; Metazoa; Nematoda; Chromadorea; Rhabditida; Rhabditidae.